Messenger RNA from Phycodurus eques (leafy seadragon), 5602 nucleotides. It is a transcript of the gene lactbl1b, whose product is annotated as lactamase, beta-like 1b. The record is from RefSeq and is a predicted model, not a curated record. The transcript is spliced from 8 exons. Bases 227 to 2095 code for a protein of 622 amino acids. NCBI's taxonomy places the organism in Eukaryota, Metazoa, Chordata, Actinopteri, Syngnathiformes, Syngnathidae.
GGUUGUGCUGCUUAAUCCAGAAUGCUGGGUUUGAUACAAGUCGGAUUUAGUCAUAACUAUGAUACCAACAUCUGUCGGGAGAACGUCCCGAGCUCCCAAAGUCAGAACAGAAGCGAAGCGGAAUGUUUAUUUCUUUUUUGUUUUUUUGUUCAUGUCUCUAUGUAGGUAAAGAUCCAAAAGAAGCGUGACUGAUAGACCCUGAGGUCACAGCCGGUGAGUUUGAACCAUGGGCAAGGCCGGGAGUAAAGUCCUCAGGGAGGCCGCUGUGGACGGGCUACAGGCGCAGUCAACUCCUCCCGCUGCUGCUGCCGCCGCCGUCGUUCCUCCGGCUCCUGCUCCUCCUCCUCCUGCUGCCACCGUCCAUUUCCAAGGAGUCACAAAAACCAAGAAGAUGAAGGUGAAAUGGACUCAAGUGGGUUUGGUGUUCUUUCUCGUGCUGUCCAUGGUGAUGACGGGAUGCUUCUUCUGGCAGUAUCAGCUUCCAAAGAUGCAGCCAGAUGAAGGGCUGGCUGGCGACGCCAAAUCCGAGAUGAGGUGUCCUCGAUUCCCAGAGCCUGUUCCGCUGCAACAUCCCAUUCCUGGUCUGAAAGAGGCCCUGGAAAAGGUGGACAUUUUGCUCCGCCAGAGCCUCAAUCCAAUCAGCCUCCCAGCUCUCUCCGCCAUCGUCAUCCUGAACGACACAGUUUUAUGGACGGGCAAUUUUGGCAAGAGGAACAGCUCGGAUGCAUUCUCAGGACCCCCCAAUGAGUACACCAUCUACAGAAUCGCCAGCCUGUCCAAAAUCUUCCCCACGCUGAUGCUGUACCGGCUGUGGGAGGAUGGCAAGAUCGGCUCGCUGGACGACCCGCUGGAGAAGUACGUGGACAACUUCACUAUCAAGAAUCCCAUGGGGAGGACGCGGGAAUCGGAGCUCAAAUACGUGACGGACGGUCUGAUCUUUCUGGACAGCGGCGAGGUGCCCGUACGCUCUUCCUCAGUGACAUUGCGCAGGAUGGCCAGCCAGCUCUCUGGCCUGCCCAGGAGACUCAGGGCAACAAACCUUCUCUGGAAAGGAAAGACUCAGUCGGCAAUCAACCUUCUGCAGGACGAUGUCCUGGUCGCCGACCCGGGAACCAAAUGUCACUACAGCAACCUCGCCUUCUCGCUGCUGGCACACGUGAUGUCAGAGCGCGUGGUCAACGUGGACUACCAGCGUUGGGUCUCGGAAAACAUCCUGGACCGUCUUGGCAUGGAGGACACCGGCUUCGACAUCACGCCUGGCCUCCAGGGCCAGGUGGCCGUGGGCGUGUACUCCAACGGGAAGCCCGCCCCGCUGUACGACCUGGGCUGGUAUCGCCCGUCGGGUCAGAUGUUUUCCACAGCGGCGGACCUGGCCAAGCUGGCCAUGAUGCUGCUGGGCGCUUAUCACCGCAAGCUUCUGGAUCCCGACUCCUUGAAGAUCAUGCUCACGCCCCUGUUCAGAUGUGACAAGGACUACUUCGCCAACCGCACCGGGACGCCGUGGGAGGUGAACGAGCUGCUGGGCUACGAGAUGGUGCGCAAAGAUGGCGACCUAGACGGCUACUCGGCUACCUUCUCCCUGGUGCCGCGACUCAAGCUCGGCCUGGUGGUGCUCAUGGCCGGAGGUCGGUCCCAGAAGCAGGACGUAGUGGCCAAAGCCUACCGCCACAUCGUCCCUGCUGUAGAAAAGGCCUUCAGGGAGGCCAAUAGAGUGCUCUCUGCGCCCCCGAACCCGGAAGCCUACGCGGGCUUCUUCACCUACAGCAACAUGACCUUCUACGAAAUCAAAGCCGGCUCGGACGGCGUUCUCACCAUGCAGCAGUUCGGCCCUCAAAUUGAAGAGCUGAUUCCGCAAAAGUACCGGACCAUAAAGCUCAACUACCUGGUGGAGCGCGUCUUCAGGGUGGUCUUCGAAAGGGAGUACCCCUGCGUCCUCAGGGUGGGCUCGGCCUCCGUGUCCCUGGAGGCGCAGGACGGACAACUGUUCAACUUCUACGCGUACGACAAGCGCGGCUUGUCCCCUGGGUUCGACGCGCCGGGGCUGAACACGUACAAUGUGGUCAGGAUAUCGCGCAAGCCGUCCUUCUCCAGCUGAGUCGCGGCUAUCUAAAAGGGAGUUGUUAGCAUUCUGGCCUGGUUGACAGGGAUUGGUACAUAAUGAAGGCAAUUAUGUGGAGGAGGGCAUGAUGUUGUGAAAGUGAGUCAUUUUCUCCGCUACUCACACUGGUACCAUAGAUAAUUUUGUCUCCUGCUUGCACAAGCCGUUUAUAAUGUUCUUCACGCUUUUCAUCCGCUCUCCAUUCAACCUUUUGUGUCUUUGUCUCUUUUUUUUUUUUAUGUAUUAUUAUUAUUAUUAUUUUUAACCACUGCAGAAUACAUGUUUUACAGUGAACCCUCGCCCUUUGUAGGAGUUCAGGACCAAAUAGCGAAAAUCUGCGAGUAAUUGAUGCCUUUCUCCAAAAAUUGUUUAGAAUUGCCCAUUGAUAGUUUAAACACUAAAUAUACCCUAAACUACAAUCAGAAAUCUUAAAACAUUAUCCUUAAACAAUAAAUGGCUUGCAGAGGAUUUGAAUUUGGGAAAAUGCACUGGAAGGUCGCAACCUGUAAAAAUACCAAUUACUACUUUCCUAUUAGCCACUUUAUAAAGUGCUUGACUCAAUGAUACAUAGGCAGUCUCAUUUUUAUUUAAAUACAGACAGAGUAGUGCAAAAGUUGGUAUACAGUUUUUACAGGGUGUCCCUGAAGUCACGAUGCAACUUCCCUUUUUCGUUUCAGGUAUCACUGGGACAGACGUGAUGCUUUCAUCAUUUCACAACUUUGCCUUUGCAGUUUUUUGUAAGCAUUCCCAUGGCUCGCCAAUUGACAUUGGAACAAUGUUGCAAAAUGACUGCUUGACAAGAAGUUCACUGUUAUAUUACACAUUUUUACACAAUGCGCAAAUAGGUGAGUUUUUCAGCAAAUAGUUGUCAGUUAGUAAAAAUAAAUAAAUAAGUCACAAGAGGGUGAAUUUGCAAAUGUUUAUUCGUGAAUAGGCGGGGGUUCACUGUAUUUCGCAUUUUUGCACAGUUGUUGCUGAUUACAGUCCCUUUUCGUCAUUCUUAUUCUUUCCUCACUUUGAGAAAUUAUUUUGUAUUCUGAUGCUCAUUUUCCACAACAUUUAAAUAAAAGCCAAUACAAGAGUUGUAUGGUUAAAAAAAAAAAAAAAAAAAAUGUCUGCCUUUACAAAGAAUGUUCUGUUUUGACAGGGAUUGGUACAUAAUGGAUGCCUUUUGGGAGGUAUUCAUAUCACGUUGUGUCAGACUUUCAAGAUUUUCCCCAUCAGAAAUACGGUACAUCUGAAAAGUAUUCACAGCGCUUCAUUUUUUACACAAAAUUGAUUCAAUUCAUUUUGUCCCUCAAAAUUCUACACACAAUACCCCAUCAUGACAGCAUCAUACAUUUUUUUUAGGUUUUUGCUAAUAUAUUACAAAUAAAAAAUUAAAGCACACAUUCGGAUACUGUAAGUAGUAAUAGCUUUUGCUCAGCAAUUACAGCCGCAAGUCUUCUCAGCUAUAACAAAUUUGGCACACCUGCAAUGGAUUUAAAAAGUCUACACACCCCUGUUCAAAUGACAGAUUUUUGUGUUGUUUUUCGUAAUGGGGCCAAGAUAAAUCAUUUUAAGACCUUUUGCACCAUCAAUAUGGCCUAUAACCGGCACAACUCAAUUAAUACAAAUAAAAAAAAUUCUAGAGCGGAAAUAAAAAUAAACAACUGAGAAUGUGGUAUGUAUGCACAGUAGUAUGCACACCCUUUUAUACAACCCCCAAUUCCAAUGAAGUUGAGACGUUGUGGUAAAUAUAAAUAAAAACAGAAUACAAUGAUUUUCAAGUCAUGUUUAACCUGUAUUUAAUUGAAUACACUACAAAGACAAUAUAUUUAAUGUUCAAACUGAUCAACUUUAUUGUUUUUAGCAAAUAAUCAUUAACUUAGAAUUUUAUGGCUGCAACCGGCACCAUUAAUGCUGAAAGGUACAUACAGGUUUUGGAGAAACAUAUGCUGCCAUCCAAGCAACGUCUUUUUCAUGGACGCCCCUACUUAUUUCAGCAAGAUGAUGCCAAACCACAUUCAUUUUUGGAAUGUGUUGCAGCCAUAAAAUUCUAAGUUAAUGAUGAUUUGUUAAAAACAAUAAAGUUCAUUAGUUUGAACAUUAAAUAUCUAGUCUUUGUAGUGUAUUCAAUUAAAUAUAGGUCGAACGUGAUUUUCAAAUCAUUGUAUUCUGUUUUUAUUUAUGUUCAACACGACGUCCCAACUUCUUUGGAAUUGGGGUUGUAAAUGGAGGAAGUUAUUAACAGUUCCAAAGAGCAAUCACUGCUUGCAAAAAACCCACAAGAUCCUGCUUGAAAGCAAGAAGAAUAUCGGGAAAAUACUACUAAAACAGCCGAACUUUAUUUGGGAUUAAUCCGAGGCACUAUUGCGAACACAGCCACAUGCACAGUUAUAAGAACCACAUUAUCUCAGUUGUUUAUUUUUACUUUUUUUAUUUUAUUGUAUUUUUUCGUGUGUUGUACAUAUUAUAGGUUUUUAAAUGGUAUAUCUUGGUUUGAACAGGGGUGUGUAGACCUUUUACAUCCACAGUAUCUUUUGACAGUUUCGCCCCAGGUUCAAUGGAGAGCGUUGAUGCACAGCCAUUUUCAGAUCGUUCAGAUCCUUAUGCCGUUUUAGAAUACUGCUGUAAAAACAAAAUGGGGAAAAAUUGAAGCACUGUGAAUAAUUUUACCCAAGGGAGCCCCAAUUGGGAGCAGGUGUCCUAGACAGAUAGGUGAUGUUCAAUUACCGAGCUUUCUUUGUUGUUAUUGUUGUGAAUGCCAUCUGAUGUGGGCAGAGCAUUUUGUGAUUUUUUUAUGAUCCGGAGGCACUUUCAUUGUUGUUUGCAGACCACUUUUUUUUUUUUAUUGAAAAUCGAUGUUUUAGUGCAAUUUCAGAGGCAUAUUUGUCCCCCAAAAUGUUGUUAAAAUCGGGGUUGCUCGACAUUCUUUAGAUUAAUAAUUUUGUCUUUGUAAGCACACCAUUUUUGCUGCAGCUUUCAGAUUGCGCAGGCAUGUCCCUAAUGUUGUCUCCCGGUGAGUGUUUGUUGAAUUCGUGGCCUGCUCAUCUCAUGUGUUUAUGACUUCCGUAAGAGUAUUUAAAUGCUAAAAUACUCUCCAAACAGCCUCGUGUGAAAUAUUUUGGACAUUAACCGAGAAGCUUCUGCCUGUGCUCUUCUGGCUCUUUGCGGCGUAAUCCCUGAAAAUGGACUCCGAUUCCCUGUGACCCCCCGACACGGUUUGGGAUUAUGCAUAUAAUACACUGUCGCGCAAGUCGACACUGCUGCAGGCGCUGGCAACCCCGAGAGCACAGAAAUAACUCUUAUAAUGCAAAUGCUUACAUUUAACCUUUUCUUUUCUGCCCGGCUGGGCCACCGUGAAAUAGGAGAAAAAAAAUAUUGAAAAUGUCUUCUGAUAGAAACGUGAAUGAAAUGUUGAAACUACAAUGAAAAGUGACAAGAUAAUGCUUAAGUGCUUUGCAUCAUACGAGAACAAUGUAAAAGAGUUAAACCGGGAUGCAUGCCUACCUAUUUUUAAUA